GUUGUUGCAAAGUGGUGAAUGCAUGGAUCACGAACAGUCGGAUGAGGAGAUGAGUCAUUCCAAUGGAACACUUCUGGAAGACAAUGAUCAUCAUGAAAUCACAAGCAACGAUGAUCGCGUUCUUCUUGUAGAGCAAGUUGAACCUGUCGAAGCAACAAGUCUUGAAACUUCACAUCAUUGUGACAUGCUUCCAUCUUUAACCGAUAACGCAAGGCGUGAGCCGGUGUCGUCCUCUGUGCAACCUAUAUCUUUUGAAGUAUUGUACUCUUGUCCAACCACUGAGAGAUUUUCGUUAUCACACAAUGAAGAACUCUAUACUACAACAAAUCAAUUGAACCGGCAUUUUCCGGAUGACACUGGCGUGAACGAAGCAGUUGAAGUGGAGGAUGAAGGAGAACAAGAUAUGCAUCCAGAUGACAAUUAUGACGAAGAAGAAAUGGGAUCUGCACUAGGAAUCGCCUUACCUAAUUUAGCAACAGCUUCUUUCUCUGAGAUAAGUCGCUUAGAUAGUGUACCCGGAAAUGAUACUAUUCAAUUAAAUGUUGGAGCAGAUAGACUUGUUCCCAGUCGGGCCGGAAAUUCGACGAUAGCGAACCUUUUUCUUUCUUUACCUACGACGUGUCCUAACGGUACCCAUCGCGGUGCGUCUGGCACAGUGUCAUCCGUUCCCACCGAGUCGGGCAAUCAGAUUUCCCAAACAACAAUUGGGUGGACAUCUCCUGGUGAUAUAGUUCUACCUAGAGAAAAUCCCAUGUUGUUGUUUCAACGUGGUCCACGCCACUCAAUUAACACAAAUACUUCAGGUUUUGAUGUUCUUUUAGUCCCCUCAGGUCUUUCAUCUCGACUUCAUGCUAUUCAGCUUCCCUAUUCUUUUCAAUCUUCUCUUCGCCAAGGACAUUAUAUUAAUUAUUCAACACAAAAUGUAGAGCAUUCAGAAUCAUCUGGUACAACAACUCAAGAACCUGAAGUAAAUCCGGAAAUAUUUUAUGUGCCUACUUUGUUUUCACUGGGUCAUAUCAUGUUUGAUCCAUGGGCUCAAGUAGCUGUAACCUCACUGUGUUCAACUCUCACUGACACUUCUAACGCUUACACUACGUGUGCCCAAGCGUCUUGCGUACGUUCGAGGCUUUCCGCUUCUCGUGAUACUUUUAAAUUCACGGGUGUAUCAAUAAUUUGCGAUGAAUUUAAGUCUUGGGUACUAACAGAACGACGUCUUAAUUAUCAAACAGUUUAUAGCGACUCAGAACAUCAAAGUCAAAGAAUUUCGCUUUCAGUUGCACCAGUACAAAACAAGACUAAUAGCCAAUCAGAGAGUGUUCUUCUUGAACAAUCUGAAGGCGUUUUUCAAGAAAAUUCACAGAAUGAUCUUCAAGAAAAUUCCGGUCAUAUGACUAGUGGGCUCAUAGAUAACGAAACGCAAGUUACAGAACAGCGUGAGGUCAAUAACCAUUCGUUGCUACCAGGAAAUGAAUCUUUUGGAUCACCAAACAGAAUAACAAUAGAACAAGCUUAUGGUCUUUUACGACAUGAGGAAAUGACAAGCACGAUAACUUUCUCAUCGCGUCCUGUACGUCAUUUGGCUCUAGUGCUAGGACUGACGCAACAACAACUUUUAAGCUGUCUUGGAAUUGAUGUUACAUUUUUUUCUGAGAUUCCUGAGGAUAUCCAAAAUGAGAUUCUUACACAACAGUUACCUUUUAUUUCGGUCCUAUCUUACGAAAACUUUCGACAUGCCAAUUGUGAUCGUCUGUCUGAAAUUUCUUCUUUCAUCAUUGAUUCAUUGGCAGAAUGUGUAACACCAGAUUCCACUGGAAUCAGGCUUAUUUAUACAGUUGGUUCAAAUACUAAUGAAACUGGAACAGUUGCCGCUUCUUCAGAUAAUGACGCAAUAGCCAUAGAAACCCAAGCCACAAGUAGCCAUCGUCACAAUUCAGAGGAAGCAAUAACAAAUGAAUUAACGAAUAGACAAUGGCGUCUAUCGUUUCAGCAUAGUACAGAAUUUCCUUGGCAAGUUGAUCAGCUAUCAAUCCAUUUGGAUGAUAGCAUGAUUGAACAACUUCCACGUGUAUUAAGGGAAUCGAUCAUAGAAGAUGCUGAUUCAUUUCAAGAUCCCAUGAUAAACACAGAAUCUAUAAAUGGUAGGAGUGAAAAUGCAGGCUUCGAUAAUGCAUCGUUUUUGGAAACACUUGAUGCAGCUUUACGUGAAGAUUUAUUAUUAACAGCAACAGAGGAAGAUCUCAAUGCUCUACCAGCCCAAUACGUUGCGGAAGCUGUACUACUGCGUACGCAUCGUGCAACUACGCAAAGUCCUUCUCGAUCCGUACGUUUUGUCAACAAUUAUCAGGGAACCGGCUUGAACCAAAGCAUCCCUCAAAACAGACGCGGAAAUGUUUUAUCAGAAGAAUUUCGUUUAAUUUCAACGGCACCGUCCAAUGAUCAUACUGAUGGAGGUACUCAUCAAAGUGGAUUGCAACAAUUAUACAACGCAUUGUUUAGUGCAAUGAAUGUUCGUCUUCAUAGUCAGUCUUCGCAAACCGCAGCACGUAGCAAUACACGAACUUCAAAUGCAACGAAUACAAUCAUCCCAAUCAGCUCUAAUAUUUCCACUCAAAAUUCUAAUCGUAGUCUAGGUAUGUCUUUACGACGAACAGGAGUGUCGCUUCCGGGAUAUUAUUCAAAUUCGUCUAUAGCAUCUCAAAGAUUAAUUUAUGAAGCUUUGGAUCAAAUCUUGGGAGAUGUAGAUCCGGCAUUUCUUUCACUUGGCCCAACAAGAAACCGUUAUCAAUCCCGUGAUACUCGGAGUCACCGAAAUGGCAUUUUAGAAAGUUUUUCUCGAUCUGAUAAUUUUUCUAAUAUUAUUCAAAACUCAUGUCAACAUGGAAGUCAAGAAAAAUGUCAUACACACUUAAAUGGAAGAACCACACAAGAUCUAUUAUGCUGCAACCGCUGUAGUUCUCCUUUUGAUAUUCCUUUAAAUCCAAUGGGUAUAGUCGUUAUUUGUCGACUACUUUUUCUCAAACGUCAAGUCUAUCGUCGAGAUAUGCACCGUCUCUUUCUCAGUAUGACUGCUUCCCACCCAUCAACACGACAGGGAUUAUUACAAGUGUUACUUGUCAUUAUUUGGAAUGCUGUCACUGAUAUUCAAGCAGCAUUGCACCUUCCAAGAGCGUCAGAGUCGUUUCUUUCUCUAGGUUUUCCUCCAGAACGGCUAUACUCGUCUACGACAUUAACAACAUCUCUUCUUUUUGAUAGUCAUCCUGAAGCAGCAGCUUCCAUUGCAGGUUAUAGAGCUUUAGAACAUAUUCGAAGUUUGUUAGAGGUCAUACCCAAUCUUUCUGAAUUUUUCGCAACAUCUAUGCCACAUCCUGCGUAUGUUACCUUUUGGAAUUCUAAAUCGGAUAGCUCUCCGGCACUUGCAUCUAAUGAUAAUAUCAAAACUGAUACUACUUUGGUUAACGAGGGCGAUAUAAAACACAAUGAAAGUUUAUCACAUUUUUUCACAUUUAAUAAAGACUUGUCUUCGAAAACCCAUUAUGCAAACGUUCCGGAGGAGUCACAUAACAGUGAAAUAAAUUUCUCGGCUACUAAAGAACGCAUUGAGACGUUUAGUAUGUACGAAUAUCCUAUUAACAUCCUUUUGACUCUAACAAGUUCCCGACUGUUUCAUACUUCUUCAAACCAUAUGGUCCACUUACUGUCCGCAAUCGAUUUUUUGUUGUGCGCAUCUCAGAAAAAUGAAAAUGACGUUCAACAAUUAUCGACAAGCAAUGUGCAAGAAGAAACCAGUGAAGAAAAUGAAAAUAAUUUUACCAAUGAAAAUGAAUUAGAUGAAAAUAUAACACAAGACAAAAUUGUUUCCCAAAAUGUAUCAAUAAAAACGACUGAAGGAAAUCGCACGCAUGAUUUAUCUUUGCAACAAAAAAUUAUAAAUGUUGUUUCACGAGAUGCAGCACUUACUUUGUGUCGUCUUUUUACGGGAAUUCCACCGAAUACAAAAGCAUGCAAAGAUCAUGCUACCUUUUUCAAUUUGUACUAUGCUUCAACCAGUCAUCAAUCACCGUUGCCAAUUUUAUCACGAAUUGUUGCUCUAUUUUAUUGGAGCCCAAAACAUCAUCAUGACAUUCAUCAACUUUUUGUUUCCUCAUUAAAAUCUUUAUUACAUUACAUAAUAUGUCAUUUACAAAAAUUAAAAGAACAUACCUCAACCCUUGUAAAGCUAGAAGCUUUGAGUAAAGAGAACAAGAACAUUGAUCCAACAUUUGAUUUUCUACUACCUGAAAACAUUCGGACUCCUCUUGACACGUCUCUUAAUUUACUUUUAAGACUUACAGUGUCUUUGCAAGACGUGUUUUGGAGUAAUCCUUUGGCUUUAAAUCCUCAACCACAUGAAAAAAAUAAAGAAGAAAAUUCUGGAUCAAAUUCCAAUAAUGAAACAAAAAGAGAGAAUACGACUGAAUUUGAAGAGGAAGUCGAAAUGAAGUCACCUAAAAUGUCUCAAAAGAAUUCAUCCAAUCCUUUAGAAAAAGAGGAAGAAGAAGAGUGUAUACGCGAAGAUAAAAAAAGUCUUGUUAUGUUACGCGAUCUUUUUAAUCACGUUGGCAUGUGUGAAUUGUGGAAAAUUACCGAUGAACUCUUAACUGAAAUUGAGUUAGCUUGUCCUUUCCUUUUAAAUAAAUUUACAGAAACGUUUCAUUAUAAAAAUAAAACGGUCUCGAGUUCAAGUUCAAGUGGAAUACCUCUAAGUGACGUUUUCGUUAAUGAAUCGCGUCUUAUACUUCCUUUAAUUGUUAAUCAACUUUUACCUUUAAUCAAUUCAUAUCUCAUUGUAGCUCAAGUUACAAUUGCAGCUGAUCUAAAUUUCAGAGCAAGUGAGGUUCCUCGUGUUGUAACUCAGUUUUCCGGUACUAAGUGUGAAACUCAACUUCAACAAAAAUUUUCCGAAAAAUUUUCCAAUUAUUUAUGUAAUUCUGACAAAACGUAUACAAAACAACAUUGUGAAAUGUUAAUGUUUUGCGAACGACAUCGAAAAUUGAUAAAUCUUCUCGUUCAACAUUCUCCUGGAAUUUUAAAUGGAUCCUUUCAACCAUUGGUUGCAUUAGCAGCUCUUUGUUUAACGUUUGAAAAUAAACGGCAAUACUUUCGUCAUAGUUUAAAACAACUAAGAGAAACAACGCGUUAUGACCCGAUUCGGUUACACGUUCGUCGAAGUAUGGUUUUUAUGGAUUCAUUUCACCAGUUACGAUUAAGAAAUGGGGAAGAAAUGAAAGGAAAAUUAAUAGUACAUUUCCAAGGAGAAGAAGGUGUUGACGCUGGAGGUCUUGUUCGGGAAUGGUAUGGAAUUUUAUCAAAAGAAAUGUUUAAUCCGGAUUAUGCUCUUUUUCGACGUGAAGGAACGAAGUCUGAAUUUAAUCAUCCGAAUCCUCUAUCACAUGUCAAUCCUGAUCAUCUUUGUUUUUUUAAAUUCGUCGGGCGUGUGAUUGGAAAAGCUAUCUAUGAUGGUCAUCAUUUAGCGUCUUACUUUACGCGAAGCUUUUACAAGCAAAUGCUAGGACGAAAAUCGUCACCAUCCGAUGCCGAAUGUAUUGAUCCAGAAUUAUAUAAAAGUUUACAAAUGUUACUAAGUCAUAAUAUAGCCGAUUUAGGAUUAGAUCUUCACUUUAGCACCGAUAUUGACGAGUUCGGGCAAAAUAAAAUCAUUGAUUUAUUACCGAAUGGUCAACGCAUUCCCGUAACAGAAGAAAAUAAACAAGAAUAUGUGAAGCUUUUGUGUGAACAUAAAAUAUCCCACGGUAUUCGCACACAAACAGAGUCAUUUUUAGAAGGAUUUCAUGAACUUAUUCCACCAAAAUUUUUGACAAUUUUUGAUGACAAAGAAUUAGAACUAUUGAUUAGUGGAAUUUCCUUUGUUGAUAUUGAAGAUUUAAGAGCAAAUACAGUUUAUCAUGGAUAUCAAGCAACGUCACCUCAAAUUUACUGGUUUUGGAAUUUAUUAGAAGAAAUGGAUCAAAAUACUCUAGCCACAUUUCUCCAGUUUGUUACAGGAACAAGUCGAGUACCACUUGGAGGUUUCCGAGAGCUUAUGGGAGUUUGUGGCCCUCAACUCUUUAGUAUCCACCGAGAUUAUGAUGAAACCCGACUACCCUCAGCGCACACAUGUUUUAAUCAAUUGGACUUACCCCAGUAUUCUUCAAUGGAAAUUUUAAAAGAAAAAAUACUAAAGGCUAUUUUUGAAGGAAGUGAAGGAUUCGGCUUUGCGUAAAACUUAAAAAAGACAUAGACGACCCUUUAUAUUUACUAAAUAUAAAGGUCUUUAUCAACACUGAAAUUUAUUUUAAACAAAAUAUCGAAAUGUCAAUUGAUUCUUUGCUAUACUUGACAUGAAUAGGUUUAUACUACAGUCCAUAAAGAUUACUCAAAAGACUUUAAACUAACUUUUCAUUUGUUCAAACUCUUCUUACGUUUAUAAGCACACAUAAAAAUACACUUAUCUGGUGAAGAAGAACAUAACUUGUGAAAUAAGAGUCAGUUUUUUCCGUACAUGAACCUAUAAAGAAAUAGAUUGAGCAUUUUUUAAAUGAGGUAUCACAAAGCUAUUUCCGUC
Messenger RNA from Hylaeus volcanicus, 6601 nucleotides. RefSeq lists its product as uncharacterized. The coding region runs from base 23 to 6259 and encodes 2078 amino acids. The record is from RefSeq and is a predicted model, not a curated record. The transcript has 13 exons. NCBI's taxonomy places the organism in Eukaryota, Metazoa, Arthropoda, Insecta, Hymenoptera, Colletidae. Gene Ontology annotation, biological process: protein polyubiquitination; positive regulation of protein catabolic process; proteasome-mediated ubiquitin-dependent protein catabolic process. Gene Ontology annotation, molecular function: ubiquitin-protein transferase activity.